Nycticebus coucang (slow loris) is the source of this 659-nucleotide messenger RNA. RefSeq names its product RNA polymerase II subunit J (gene POLR2J). Gene Ontology annotation, molecular function: DNA binding; protein dimerization activity. The transcript has 4 exons. The record is from RefSeq and is a predicted model, not a curated record. Gene Ontology annotation, cellular component: RNA polymerase II, core complex. The coding region runs from base 109 to 462 and encodes 117 amino acids. Gene Ontology annotation, biological process: transcription by RNA polymerase II. NCBI's taxonomy places the organism in Eukaryota, Metazoa, Chordata, Mammalia, Primates, Lorisidae.
UCUUACCCGGGUUUGGCACGCCGGCGUAACCCGGAAGAGGUUACUUAAUAGGAUUCUAGAGACGGUGGUGGGAUCCUCUGGGAGUCUGAACGCUGCUGUGGCGCUACCAUGAACGCCCCUCCAGCCUUCGAAUCCUUCCUGCUCUUCGAGGGUGAGAAGAAGAUCACCAUUAACAAGGACACCAAGGUACCCAAUGCCUGUUUGUUCACCAUCAACAAAGAAGACCACACACUAGGAAACAUCAUUAAAUCACAGCUGCUGAAGGAUCCACAGGUGCUCUUUGCUGGCUACAAAGUCCCCCACCCUUUGGAGCACAAGAUCAUCAUCCGAGUGCAGACCACACCAGACUACAGCCCCCAGGAGGCCUUCACCAAUGCCAUCACCGACCUCAUAAGUGAACUGUCUCUGCUGGAAGAACGGUUCCGGGUGGCCAUUAAAGACAAGCAAGAAGGAAUUGAGUAGUGGGCUGGAAGGCUCUUUAGUUGGCCUGUAAGCCCAGUUCCUAUCUUCUCUCCAUGUGCCAGAGGAGAGCGGCCAGUCCCAGUUGUGGCAGUUAUGACCCUCCUUGUAGCUAUUCCGUGAACCUCUUACCUCUGACACCCAUGGGGCCUGUACAUAGAUUUUGUUUUAUCUUCCUAAUAAAGUAUGGCAGGAAAAGA